Paraglomus occultum is the source of this 166-nucleotide messenger RNA. The record is from the annotation of a GenBank genome assembly. NCBI's taxonomy places the organism in Eukaryota, Fungi, Glomeromycota, Glomeromycetes, Paraglomerales, Paraglomeraceae.
AUGAGGGACUGGUUCUCCAUUGAUGACAUGAUGAAAGACCGCAAAGCUGUAUUGCAGGUUCCUCGCAUGACAAGUGAGGAAAACUCAUUUGUGGCAACGGUUGAGGAUGUACAGUGGCCUGCCAAAAUUUUACGACCACCCGUGCCGAUCAUCACAUUUAUUAUGA